AUAAAGCCCAGAGUUUUAUUCACUGAACAAGAGAAGAAGUGGCUUCUUUAUGUUAUACAAACUGGAGAAAUCGUUUAUUAUCUAAUUGGUUUGAAACGCUAAAAAUCACAAUGAGUCGGUCUUACAAUGAUGAGUUGCAGUUUUUGGAUAAAAUCGACAAGAAUUGCUGGCGAAUCAAGAAGGGCUUCGUCCCAAACAUGAAGGUUGAGGGUGUGUUCUAUGUCAAUGAUGCUCUGGAGAAAUUGAUGUUUGAGGAGUUGCGAAAUGCCUGCCGUGGAGGAGGCAUAGGGGGAUUUCUGCCUGCUAUGAAGCAAAUCGGAAAUGUGGCAGCUCUGCCAGGAAUUGUGCACAGAUCUAUAGGCCUACCUGAUGUCCACUCUGGAUAUGGCUUUGCCAUAGGAAACAUGGCCGCUUUUGACAUGAGUGACCCCUCUGCAGUUGUCUCUCCAGGUGGUGUUGGGUUUGACAUUAACUGUGGUGUGCGUCUGCUGAGGACCAACCUGGAUGAGGGAGAUGUGCAGCCGGUGAAGGAGCAGCUGGCACAGGCGCUGUUUGACCACAUCCCUGUAGGAGUGGGAUCCAAAGGAGUCAUUCCCAUGAAUGCCAAGGAUCUGGAAGAGGCUCUGGAGAUGGGUGUAGACUGGUCCCUGCGGGAGGGCUACGCCUGGGCGGAGGAUAAGGAACACUGUGAGGAGUACGGCCGCAUGCUGCAGGCUGACCCCAACAAGGUCUCCUCCAAGGCUAAAAAGAGAGGCCUGCCACAGUUAGGGACACUGGGAGCAGGGAAUCACUAUGCUGAGAUCCAGGUGGUAGACGAGAUAUAUAAUGACUAUGCGGCCAAGAAGAUGGGCAUCGACCACAGGGGCCAGGUGUGUGUGAUGAUCCACAGUGGGAGUCGUGGCCUGGGACACCAGGUAGCUACAGAUUCUUUGGUUGCCAUGGAGAAGGCGAUGAAGCGAGAUAACAUAAUAGUAAACGACCGGCAGCUUGCCUGUGCUCACAUCACCUCUCCUGAAGGCCAGGACUACCUGAAGGGCAUGGCUGCGGCAGGCAACUACGCGUGGGUCAACCGAUCAUCCAUGACUUUCCUUACACGCCAGGCCUUCUCUAAAGUGUUCAACACCACACCGGAUGACCUGGACAUGCACGUGAUAUACGACGUGUCCCACAACAUAGCAAAGGUGGAGGAGCACAUGGUGGAUGGGAAACAGAAAACACUGCUGGUGCACCGCAAAGGCUCCACGAGAGCCUUCCCCCCUCACCACCCUCUCAUAGCUGUAGACUACCAGCUCACUGGUCAACCUGUGCUGAUUGGAGGCACGAUGGGCACCUGCAGCUAUGUGCUGACGGGCACCGAGCAGGGCAUGACCGAGACGUUUGGCACAACCUGCCAUGGUGCUGGCCGAGCACUGUCCCGAGCCAAGUCCCGUAGGAAUCUGGAUUUCCAAGAUGUUUUGGAUAAAUUGGCGGACAUGGGCAUUGCCAUCAGAGUGGCUUCACCCAAACUGGUCAUGGAGGAGGCUCCUGAAUCUUACAAAAACGUGACGGAUGUGGUGAACACGUGCCACGAGGCCGGCAUCAGCAAAAAGGCCAUCAAACUCAGACCCAUCGCUGUCAUUAAGGGUUAAAUGCAGAGGCCUGACUACCAUCACCGCAGGGUUAAACCCAGAGAACACUUCCAAAUGCCACCAGCAGAACCUGCUGCGUGGAGGAAGAACAGAAGGGAGAGGUUCCUGCUCCUGCUGUAAGACCUCUGCACGCUGUUUACAGGGAUAGGCCUUUCCCUACAUCUAGGUCAUAUUGCACAGAGGAAAUAAAUAAAAAACAAACACACCCACCAGACUGGGAAGAGCUGAUUAAGUUGUUUUUUUUUUUUUUUUUUUUACUUAGCUUUAUUCUUAUAAAGUCUGAGUGAGUGAAAAUAGUAUCUUCUUUGUCAGAUUAAAAAGGAGUUUGUGAAAAAUAAAAGCAGCAAUGUUAAAUCCUUGUUCUUCUAGUUUACUACAUAGUGGCUUCACACUGCAAUCUGACAGUAAUGCCACAAAAAAUAUCCAUUAAACAGUAAAGUAACAUUAGAAAUGCUUUAGUAGUAGUGACAAAAGAUUGAUGCAUAUGUGAUUAUUUUUUAUAUCAGCUAAGAUAUCUUGGUGCAAAAAAGUGUACACCGUCUUUUUGAAAGUUUGGUGCAACUUUGGCAUCUUGGGUACAGACCGCAUUAAAGUUGACAUUUCUUUUA
Electrophorus electricus (electric eel) is the source of this 2236-nucleotide messenger RNA. RefSeq names its product RNA 2',3'-cyclic phosphate and 5'-OH ligase (gene rtcb). The record is from RefSeq and is a predicted model, not a curated record. Gene Ontology annotation, biological process: tRNA splicing, via endonucleolytic cleavage and ligation. Gene Ontology annotation, molecular function: RNA ligase (GTP) activity; RNA ligase (ATP) activity. Lineage: Eukaryota; Metazoa; Chordata; Actinopteri; Gymnotiformes; Gymnotidae. Gene Ontology annotation, cellular component: tRNA-splicing ligase complex; nucleus.